UAAAUCAUUUCUAUAUUUCGUAUCACGAUUUACGUGCAGUUUCAUCAAACUUGCCUGAUUAGUUCCCCAGUUAGUUCGUCCAACUGUCUGAUCAAAUCUUUAGCUUCAGUCACUUAAUAAACUUGCCUGAAAAAACUCACGAUCUACUAUCUACAUUCUAUCUUCAAAUUAGUAGCUUCAGCCUUCCGCAUCCAAGAUCUCGACACCACUUUCAAUUUUGGUGAGAAAUCUCCAUAUUUACACUUUUAUCAAAGUAGAGUAGUUUAACAGAUUUCCUGCAAUUUCUAGCUAAAGUUUGUAUUUUUUAUCUAAUUUUGUGUGAAGGAAUGCAAGACUAGGGUUUCUUGAGUGUUUUUCACUUUGAUUAGCUAUAAUUCUGUUGUUUGGUUCCAAGAAAGGUUAGGGUUUAGAUAUAGCAUUUGCUGAUGUAAGUUAAUUCAUUCAUUUGGGGAUAUAUUUGUUUGGUCGAUCUUCUUGGAAAUGGCUUAUCGUCGUGAGAAUCGAGUAUCUAGUGGCGAUGUGGUUGAUGUUCUAUCUGGGAGCUCUCGGAAUCCUGUCAAUGAGAGUUGGGAAUCCGAUCAAGCAGUUUGGGCCACGGAGGAUGAAUAUGGGAUGUGGAAUGGAGAAGCCUCUUUUGACACCAAUUCAAACUCGAGCUACGAUGGGGCUUGUGCAGGAAGUGAGCCACCGAGUAAGAGAUCAAGGGGUUCCAAUACAGGAGACGGGGCAGCUUCUAACCGCUCGAAGGCCAUUGGAAAGAUGUUUUACAAAACUAAACUGUGUUGCAAAUUCCGGGCAGGGACUUGUCCGUAUGUCACCAAUUGUAAUUUCGCGCACAGUGUUGAGGAGCUCAGGAAACCACCUGAUAAUUGGCAAGAAAUUGUGGCCGCACAUGAGGAGGAACGAGCAUCAUCAUCUGAGCCGAGGGAGGAGUUUCAGAUCCCUAUUGUUGGGGUCAGUGAUGAGACGCAGAGGUCUUAUAAAGGAAGGCACUGCAAGAAGUUCUACACUGAGGAAGGAUGCCCUUAUGGGGAGAACUGCACUUUCCUUCAUGAUGAGCAGUCCAAGGCCCGAGAAAGUGUGGCUAUAAGCUUGGGCCCGGGCAGUGGCAAUGGAAACUGCAACACCAAUGGCAAUGGUGGUGGCAGUGCGAGUGGACCAACCUUGAAGCCAUCGAAUUGGAAAACGAGGAUUUGUAACAAAUGGGAGCUUACUGGAUACUGCCCUUUUGGAAGCAAAUGCCACUUUGCUCAUGGUGCUGCAGAACUACACAACUACAGUGGCGGGCCAACUGACUUGGAAGCUAAAAAUCUGUCAACUCCCGAUGCCAAACAACCGGUGAGAACACCGGCUGAUAGUUUCGUUGCAGCUCUUCCUCAUGCCGAAGGCUAUCAUUUGGGAAUCCGGCCCCAGAGACUGUCCAACACGAUACAGAGAAGUGGACAGAGACCUAAUCAGAAAUGGAAAGGCCCAGAUAAGAUUAGCAAGAUAUAUGGUGACUGGAUCGAUGACCUCUAGUGGACAGAUGGUGGUUUCUUCACUUAAUAAAGGUGUUAUAAGAAGAAACGAGCGGCUUUGUCGCGUCUUUGUUGUUGUAUCGGAUGUUACUCUGUAGAAUAAGAAGAGCAUGUGUGGGGUGUUCGUCGUCGCUGACUGAAUGUCUUUGCCGGUUUUUGUAUGUUGUAACAUUUUUGCCUUUCAUACUGUAACAAAAUUGUGUUUCUGAACAUGUUAAUUUGUUGGAAAUUUUCCA
Messenger RNA from Salvia hispanica, 1753 nucleotides. RefSeq names its product zinc finger CCCH domain-containing protein 12-like. Gene Ontology annotation, molecular function: mRNA binding; metal ion binding. The record is from RefSeq and is a predicted model, not a curated record. Lineage: Eukaryota; Viridiplantae; Streptophyta; Magnoliopsida; Lamiales; Lamiaceae.